AUGCUGCUCCUAGACAGGUCCCACAGAAUACCAAAACCGCGGUUCCUGACAAUAGGCACCGCGUGAUGUCCUGGUGAGAUUACAUUAUUUUCACAUUAAAGAAGACCUAAUGAGAGCCAGCAGACAGCGCCCUAACCUACCAAACCAAUAUCAGGGGACAGCCAUAUAUGCAGACAUAUCUGCAGCCACCCUGAAAAGCAUGAAAUCAUACUCGGGAAUCACUGAACAACUGCGCUUCCACAAGAAACCAUACAGGUGGGGAUUCCUGGUCAAGCUGCUCGUUAUGCACGAAGGAAAGACCACAGCCAUCACAUCUCCAGAGGCCGGACUACAGGCCCUCAAAGCUUCCACCAACGACCACAAACCCCACAGCACACCGAGACAGACUCACACCCUCGUGAAAGAGGGUCGCAAAGAAAUGAGCAACGGAACACAAGCAGGCUGCAAGACGUGGCAAGUAAAGCGAUUAAGACAUUGGGACUGAACUCACAAUUGGGGGUUCCACGAACCCCGGGGGCCAGGGGUCCAGCCAAAUCCCAACUCUCAACCCGCAGAUGGCAACGAUGCAUCAAAGAAACCCAGGGCACUCCCAAAACUGUCACCCAUAG
Pelobates cultripes (western spadefoot toad) is the source of this 608-nucleotide messenger RNA. The record is from the annotation of a GenBank genome assembly. NCBI's taxonomy places the organism in Eukaryota, Metazoa, Chordata, Amphibia, Anura, Pelobatidae.